Molecule: messenger RNA, 270 nt
Organism: Entrophospora candida
Lineage: Eukaryota; Fungi; Glomeromycota; Glomeromycetes; Entrophosporales; Entrophosporaceae
Source: the annotation of a GenBank genome assembly
AUAAAGAACAUUGGGAGAAGCUUGUAUUGAAUUCUACCAUAGAUAAUGGUUGGUCAUUCAGAUGGGUUGACAAAAAAUCAAGUCAAAUAUUAUUUAAUUUUGCAACUGCAGGAUUGAAAUUACCAAGCCAUAAAAUAUUGGCUGGCUUUGAUGGGUGGAAAAACAUUAAAAAGCAGGAGAUUUUAGGUUCAGUUUUAAUUACUUUACAUGGGCAAGUUUUAAUUUGGGGAAGGAUCACUUAUUGGUCAAACAAUAGAUUUAGGCCAAAUU